CUUUGAUACAAAUAGACCAAUAUCUCUCUUUCUUCUUUCUUCUUCUCCAAACUUAGAACAGUAACUGUCAGUCAUGGUUCUCUCCAAAACAGCAUCUGAAUCCGACGCUUCCGUCAGCUCCACCUUCGCGUCUCGAUAUGUCAGGACUUCGCUCCCUAGAUUUAAAAUGGCGGAGUGCUCCAUCCCUAAGGAGGCGGCCUUUCAGAUAAUCAACGAUGAAUUGAUGCUUGACGGCAAUCCGAGGCUGAAUCUGGCCUCCUUCGUCACCACUUGGAUGGAACCGGAGUGCGAUAAGCUCAUCAUGGCCGCUGUUAACAAAAACUAUGUCGACAUGGACGAAUAUCCCGUCACCACCGAGCUCCAGAAUCGAUGUGUAAACAUGAUUGCCCACCUUUUCAACGCUCCUCUUGGAGAAGAUGAGACUGCUGUUGGAGUAGGAACAGUGGGAUCAUCAGAGGCCAUUAUGUUGGCGGGAUUAGCUUUCAAAAGAAAGUGGCAAAACAAGAUGAAGGCUCAAGGAAAGCCUUAUGACAAGCCCAACAUUGUCACCGGUGCCAAUGUCCAGGUAUGUUGGGAGAAAUUUGCUCGCUACUUUGAGGUUGAACUGAAGGAAGUGAAGCUAAGAGAAGGGUACUACGUUAUGGACCCGACUAAGGCGGUUGAAAUGGUAGACGAGAACACAAUUUGUGUUGCGGCCAUCCUCGGUUCCACCCUCAAUGGUGAAUUUGAGGAUGUCAAGCUUCUGAAUGAUCUCUUGGUGGAGAAGAACAAGGAAACAGGAUGGGAGACACCAAUUCAUGUUGACGCUGCUAGUGGCGGAUUCAUCGCACCGUUCUUGUACCCGGAACUGGUGUGGGACUUCAGGCUGCCGCUGGUAAAGAGCAUCAAUGUAAGCGGUCAUAAGUAUGGUCUUGUUUAUGCCGGAAUAGGGUGGGCCAUUUGGAGGAGCAAAGAGGAUUUACCCGAAGAGCUCAUUUUCCACAUCAAUUAUCUUGGAGCUGAUCAACCAACUUUUACUCUCAAUUUCUCCAAAGGCUCCAGUCAAAUCAUUGCUCAGUAUUAUCAACUAAUUCGCUUGGGUUUUGAGGGAUACAAGAACAUAAUGGAAAACUGCCAAGAAAAUGCAACGGUCCUGAAGGAAGGCCUGGAGAAAACAGGACGUUUCAACAUAGUCUCUAAAGAACAUGGAGUCCCGUUGGUUGCCUUCUCCCUAAAGGACAACAGCCGCCACAAUGAGUUCGAGCUUUCGGAUAUGCUGAGACGAUUUGGAUGGAUCGUACCGGCAUACACUAUGCCCGCAGACGCCCAACACAUAACAGUCCUGCGUGUUGUCAUCAGGGAAGACUUCUCGAGGACCCUGGCAGAGCGUCUGGUCUCGGAUAUCGAUAAGACCCUCCAUGAGCUAGACACUCUCCCGGCCAGGAUUAACUUUAAGAAUGAGAUGGCUAAAGAGGCAGGGAAGGUGAAGAAGACUGAUGUAGAGGUUAUGGAAGAGGUCACUGCAGCUUGGAAGAAGUUUGUUAUUGAAAGGAAGAAGACUAGUGGUGUUUGCUAAAAGGAGUGAUAUUGGUUAUGAACUAUCUACUUUAUAUAUUAUUGAUAAUUUGAUGAGUUACUGUUUGGCUUCCCCUAGUCAGUUCUUUUAUUUAUAUAAUUAAGGGGUUGUCUUUAAUUAAGCUAAACCAUGAGUAAACUAAAGAUUUCUAUAUUUUGUAUCCAAUAAUAUAGCAAUUGUUUGUUUGA
Molecule: messenger RNA, 1743 nt
Organism: Impatiens glandulifera
Lineage: Eukaryota; Viridiplantae; Streptophyta; Magnoliopsida; Ericales; Balsaminaceae
Product: glutamate decarboxylase
Exons: 6
Coding region: 74-1555 (493 amino acids)
Biological process (GO): L-glutamate catabolic process
Cellular component (GO): cytosol
Molecular function (GO): glutamate decarboxylase activity; pyridoxal phosphate binding
Source: RefSeq, a predicted model, not a curated record